UAUGCGUAUACUGCUGCGGCAAUCGUCUCCACGUUCUGGCUGACCACCUUCCAAGCCUUCAAGGUCGGAAGGGCUCGCAAGGCGGCAGGAAUUGCGUACCCACAACUUAUGGCUGAGAAGGCUGAGGCCGCGGCCUCCAAGGAGGCGCAGAUCUUCAACUGCACACAACGUGCACACCAAAACACUCUCGAGUCGCUCCCCCAGCUCAUCUCUGCAACACUCAUUGUCGGUCUGAAGUAUCCCUACUUUGCCGCAGCAGCGUGUGGCACCUGGACGGUGGCGCGUCUCCUCUACACUAUCGGCUACUCGUCCGGUGACCCUAAGAAG
Phanerochaete carnosa HHB-10118-sp is the source of this 327-nucleotide messenger RNA. RefSeq lists its product as uncharacterized. Gene Ontology annotation, molecular function: glutathione peroxidase activity; glutathione transferase activity. The transcript is spliced from 3 exons. The annotation marks the transcript as partial. Gene Ontology annotation, cellular component: endoplasmic reticulum; membrane; nuclear envelope. Lineage: Eukaryota; Fungi; Basidiomycota; Agaricomycetes; Polyporales; Phanerochaetaceae. The record is from RefSeq and is a predicted model, not a curated record.